GAGAGAGGCUAGGAAGAGUUGCUGACGAGCUCGCUGGCCUGCCCCGUUGUGCUGUUGCUGCUGUGUGGUGUAGACAGAGUGACCGGUGAACAGCCUCCUCUUCCUCCAGACCAAAGGCCCUGUCCUUGCUCCCUUCACCACGCCUGGGUCUACCUGUACAGGCGUGUGUGUGUGUGUGUGUGUGUUUGCCUGUGUUUGAGUGUGUGUGUGUAUUCGUAUGUGUGUGUGUUGUGUGAGUCUUGGCGGACCAACACUGUUCCAGUUACCUCAUCUGCCCUCCUCCUCCUCCUCAUCCAAUCCCACACACACACCACCUAAGUGUCCCAGCACAGCACCUGCCCAGAGUGAAUGUUCAGAAGGGUACCAGUGGGACGCAACCACACAACACUGCAAAGACAUUAAUGAGUGUCAGACGAUCCCGGGUGCGUGCAAGGGCCAGAUGAAGUGUUUUAACCACUACGGUGGCUACCUGUGCCUGCCUCACAACGUCGUCAUCUCCACCACCCGCAGCCCCGCCGAGAGGCAGACGGAGAACGAGGAGGUGUACAACAACUGCCCCCUGGGCUACGAACCAGAGGGGGACAGCUGUAUAGACAUUGAUGAGUGUGAGCGCGGGGAGCACGACUGCAUGCCCAGUCAGGAGUGCAUCAACACCCAGGGAGCCUUCACCUGCCAGUGCCCAGACGGGUAUCGCAAAGUGGGCACCGAGUGCAUCGAUAUUGAUGAGUGCCGCUACCGCUACUGUCAGCAUCGCUGUGUGAAUGUUCCGGGAGGAUUCUCCUGCCAGUGUGAGCCGGGCUUCCAGAUAGCCGGAAACAACCGCUCCUGCAUCGAUGUGGAUGAGUGUGGUAUGGGCGCCCCGUGUCAGCACCGUUGCUAUAACACCUAUGGAACCUUCCUGUGCCGCUGUGACCAGGGAUACGAACUGGGACAAGAUGGCUACGCCUGCAACGACAUUGAUGAGUGCAGCUACUCCAGUUUCCUGUGUCAGCACCAGUGUGUGAACGAGCCGGGCCGCUUCUCCUGUGUCUGUCCUGAGGGCUACCAGCUCCUGGGCACCCGCCUCUGCCAAGAUAUCAAUGAGUGUGAAGCGGGGACACACACGUGCACGGACAGGCAGAACUGCAUCAACAUCCAUGGAGGACACAAGUGUGUGGACAACAACCCCUGCAUUGAGCCCUAUGUACAGGUGUCUGAAAACCGCUGCAUGUGUCCGACCAGUAAGCCUGGCUGCCGUGACGAGCCCCACUUCAUCGUGCAUCGCUACAUGAGCGUCACGUCCGAGCGCACGGUGCCCUCAGACAUCUUCCAGAUCCACGCCACCAGCGUCUACCCCGGCGCCAACAACUCCUUCCGCAUACGCUCCGGAGACGCCGACGGAGACUUCUACAUACGGCAAAUCAACAACAUCAGUGCCAUGCUGGUGCUGGCGCGGGCGGUGACGGGGCCCAAGGAGUACGUGCUGGACCUGGAGAUGGUCUCCGUCAACAUGGUCAUGAGCUACCAGAGCAGCUCCGCACUACGCCUCUCCAUCUACGUGGGCCCACACGCUUUCUAA
This is a messenger RNA of Engraulis encrasicolus (European anchovy), 1558 nucleotides long. It is a transcript of the gene efemp2a, whose product is annotated as EGF containing fibulin extracellular matrix protein 2a. The coding region runs from base 218 to 1558 and encodes 446 amino acids. Gene Ontology annotation, molecular function: calcium ion binding. The transcript has 11 exons. Lineage: Eukaryota; Metazoa; Chordata; Actinopteri; Clupeiformes; Engraulidae. The record is from RefSeq and is a predicted model, not a curated record.